AGACAUCUCCCCGGUUGUCCGAAGAGAGCGCGUCUCAAGCGGUGACGAGUGGGAAAACAAGUUUCGACCGUGCCAAAUCUACGAGACGAGGAAACAAUGGCUAUCGGCAACGGAAAACACCUGGAUUCAACCGGUAUCAUCAAGAAAGUUUUCCCGAAAAAGCCCGAUCCCUACGGCUUCCUCUUGCUCCUGACCCCUAUCGAAUUGCGCGGUCGAGAAGCCUCGUUCUUCUUCUCCGACGUCACCGUCCCCAAAAAUGAGAGGGAGCUCCUCCGCGUCGGGAUGCAAUUAAAAUUCAUUAUUAUAGAUAAGCCGAUGGACAACAUGAAAAGCCCCGUAGACUUCAAGGCCUUACAGAUAGCUCCGCUGAGUCCCGCAAUGUAUCAGGGUGCUGUGGUUCGAGCUCCGAGCCGCGACGGUAAGAAUAUGCGUGUGGCGCUGGAUUUCACCCUCGAGCAAGUCGACAUCGAUCCCGCAUCGUACUCGGCAUUGAAACUCGACAAACCCCUGGGCUUGGGAGAUGUCUGCGUCGUCCGAUUGACCUGGACGGGAAUAGUCAACGCGUCUAGAGAGAUGAGACCUCUCGACGGCGACAUCGUCUGCGCUCAUCGGCUCCGGAUACCUGACGAUAGUAUCCCGGAUGAUGAUGAGGAUGACGGUAAAGAAGAGCUACCAUCAGACGACGGAACGCAAGCGGAAACGCGUACUAAGAAGCCCAUGUCAAGACGGUGCGUCUCCACGCCUGAGAAACAUGUCGUCGGACUUGGAGGCGCUACCCUCACUCCCAAACAAAUCGACGGGCCAGUCAUCAUUAGAAGGGUUGGCUUCAAGACCCCUCAGAGCCACGCGAGCUCGAGUGAGGACGAAUACCCUCCCGAGAGCCCAAAGCCCCGUCCUCUCAACUCACGUCUGACUCGCACCCCUGUGAAGUCGCUGCCGUGCUGCCCAGAACCUUGCUGUCAAGACCAGUGUUAUUUGCCGAGCUUGAAAAUCCCAUCCUUCCCUCUACAGAACAUGCAUGCGCCCUGUUCCUGCUUGAGAUGUCUAAGUAUGAGCCACUGCUACCCUAUGAUCCCGACUGGCUGUACUUCAUGCGUAAAUCCGGAAAUGCCUUCGUGGCACAACGCGACGGGGCUUCCUUGAGAAUUUUGACGCGAACGAGUUGUAAGUGUUCGCCGGAUCUGUUAGAUUUAUAUUUCGAGUUUUGGAUCGUCCGGUGAUCAAACCUUGGGUAGACGAAUAUUAAGAAUCAUCAUACCUGCUUUUGCCGCAUAGCUAAUCGACUCGAGCGAGAUCUUGUCACAUCUCUCUCGCGAGCUUCUCGGGAGGGAAUUUCCUCUCUGGAACUUUGUUCUCUCUGGACACUCUGGUCUUUUCUCAGCGAUUGUAAGCCUCAAUUUUUAUCUCAUCCGGGGCUUCGAUUUCUUUAUCGGCGUCAUCGACCAUAUGUAAAGUUCCCGAGGCACGGAAAGGACCUGAAUAAAUCAGCUCGGGAAU
Galendromus occidentalis (western predatory mite) is the source of this 1497-nucleotide messenger RNA. RefSeq lists its product as uncharacterized. The record is from RefSeq and is a predicted model, not a curated record. The coding region runs from base 97 to 1143 and encodes 348 amino acids. The transcript is spliced from 3 exons. Lineage: Eukaryota; Metazoa; Arthropoda; Arachnida; Mesostigmata; Phytoseiidae.